Messenger RNA from Thlaspi arvense, 1092 nucleotides. The record is from the annotation of a GenBank genome assembly. NCBI's taxonomy places the organism in Eukaryota, Viridiplantae, Streptophyta, Magnoliopsida, Brassicales, Brassicaceae.
AUGAUAAGUGUUGUUUGGGUAGGGUGGUCUGUCAAAACAUUCACUUAUGAGGCAUUGAACAAUAUUGUAAGGCUGAUAAAUGGAGUUUCAGCACUUCUGUUAGCUAUUUUACCUGGGAAUAAUUCCAUCCUUGAAGGAAUUCAUGGCUGGGAGCUUAGGCCAACGUUCCGUGGACCACGGUUCCCACGGUGGAUGGAAAAUGGUGUGUCAUCUUUCAACCAGUUCAUCCAUGAACUUUCUGUGAAUUCUGAUGCCUCAUCUGGUGAUGGUUACUCAUCUGGAGAGGAAGAAAGUGAUGGGAAUGUGCCUCCUCUGUCUCCUUUAUCAUACAGUUCCAGAAUGUCCAGGGCAAGUAGUUUAACUAAGUUUGACAGGCAUUGGACCUAUUGGAUCAUAUGUAUAUUCUCCUGGAUCAUGUUUCCUGUGAAGUUUCUGUUCGGAAUACCAUUGUUUCUUUAUCACGCAUCUUGGCCAACUGUCCCUACUAACACAGAAUCGUACGGUUUAUCCUCUAUCAAGAAAGCACAAUCCUUAAAAGACAACUUCAUUCAGCGCACCACUGACAGGAGGCGUGGCAUAAUAGAGGAUCUUCAUCUUGCAAUUGAGAUUUGUAUAGAAUCAAUAUUUGAUAUUGUUCACAAGGUAGCACACAGUGUUCUUUCUCCCUCAGAAACAUUUAAUGCGCUGUUGGGAUGGUUUUCUUCUCAUAGAAAUAUUGGUAAGUAUAAUGCUGCUGGUGAAUUGGAUGCUUCAGUUUCCACUUCAACUCUUGGAGAUAAUGAUCCAGCCUCAACUGAAAAGAAAACCACUUACCAACAGUCCAUGAAUACAGAUGCUCGAACCUGUAGAGAUGUUAUAACAGAGCUUGGGUGUUUAUGUUUACUUAAGAAGGCAUAUGCACAUCUAAAGCAUACUUCUGAUUUGCCAUUGGCUGUUCAAAAUCAUCAACUAGGGCUGAGUUGGUACCCAUAUGAGGCUAUUCAUGUGGUAACUACUGACGGAUAUGUUCUUCUGUUGGAAAGAAUUCCAAGACGUGAUUCAUGUAAAGUCGUUUACUUGCAACAUGGAAUAUUGGAUUCAUCAAUGGGGUGA